UGUGUAAAUGAAAUCUCGGAAUGUCCGGAAGGAAACUUCAAGAUAAUUCGUAACUGCACAACAACGUCCCCGACUAUAUGCAAAGGCUGUGCUGAGGAGCAUUACUUCCAUUCAGGCUACGGAGAGCAUGGAGGUUGUGUUCCUUGUUCACAGCCAUGUGGUGUUUUUUAUUUAGAGACAAGGAAAUGCGAAACAGCUCAUGACCGUAUCUGCACACCGUGGAAUCCACCUACAAUGGUGGGAAAAAGUAAGUAUGUUAAAGAUGGACCUAGCGCUCUCAAGAUGACACCUCGGACCUUAUUUCCUUUAUUAUUCUUUACUUCCUUAUAUUAA
This is a messenger RNA of Porites evermanni, 333 nucleotides long. NCBI's taxonomy places the organism in Eukaryota, Metazoa, Cnidaria, Anthozoa, Scleractinia, Poritidae. The record is from the annotation of a GenBank genome assembly.